AUCGGACGCCUUCCGUGAGCACGGGCCUCAGCCUCGCCUGGCCUGGCCGCCCUGCUAACGUUUCCGCUCGACAAUCAAUAGCCCGUCAAUUCAUAAACAUGGCAGAGAAAUUCGACAACCUGGAGGAGCACCUGGAGAAGUUCAUCGAGAACAUUCGGCAGCUGGGAAUCAUCGUGAGCGAUUUCCAACCGAGCGGACAAGUUGUGUUGAACCAAAAGCUGAACACAAUGAUCGGCGGGUUGCAAGAGAUCGAGAAGUGCCGGCAGUCUCUUCACGAUGUGCACGUACCGUUGGAAGUCUUUGAAUACAUCGACCAGGGGAAGAACCCCCAGCUCUACACCAAAGAAUGCCUGGAGCGUGCACUCGCGAAGAAUGAGCAGGUCAAGGGCAAGAUCGACGCCAUGAAGAAAUUCCGGAGCCAGCUGAUCGCCGAGCUCAGCCGCGUCUUCCCCGAAGAGAUGAACAAGUACAAAGCGAUCCGUGGCGAGGACGGGUCCGCGACGUAAGCCCGGGUUCAAGAUGCCUUGCUCCCUCGUCUGCCUCCCAUGCAGUACCACGUUCCCGUGCCAGCCUGAAACAGCCACGGAUCUUCACCUUCCCCCGCCCCAACACGAGAAUGCAGAUCCCACAAAGAGCCAUACGGACUGUUGGUGCGAGUGCUGUUGGUAAUCGCCUAUUUUAACCAGCCUAGCACGUAAUAGGGCGGUGUAGCGAGGACCACGCCUGGCUGCCUUUGUCUCCCCAUUGCCGAUGUUUACACACAACAUGUCAUAAUUUUAAAGUUGAGUAGACCUAAGCGGAGGUCCAAGACAGCAACAUAUUCUACUCGCCACUGAUGUUUGCCAUGGCUGAUGUUCAACUUGGGUUGCUGAUUUAAUAGCACAGUACGCUAACAUGAAUAACCUCUUCCCACGUUGAAAUGCUCACACAUAUGUACAUUUACACAGACACACGUGGUCUCUGGGUCUGUGGCCCGAGUUCAGAAUGACUUUCACAAUAAAAAAAAUUGCCUACGCUAAGACUUGUAAUGUAGGUUCUGGGAGAACUUGGGGGUGUUUGAGACCCCCCAUUGCUCAUUCCACACUCGGGUGUGAUCUCACGCACAGACACGGACACAAAUAUCUCCCGUGUAGUCUGAGCAGACUGUUGGGGCAAGUGCUGUUCGCGAGCACCUAUGACGGCCGGCAAGUUACACGAGGGGGUGGCUGGCCAACGCCAAGCCCGAGCCACCUUUGUCUCCCUAAUGGCAAUGUUUACACACCGCACCGGGUUCUCAUUUGAGGCUCAGUCGACCUAGGAGAGGUUCAGAUAAUCGUCGCGGGCGUUGGCCGUGAGCGGAAAUCGAACUCCCGCUCACGGCCAACCGCUGCGCUACGCCCCCCCCCACACACAUGCAGACUCGCUGUUACACACACACACGUGGCGGUUGACGAUGUCGUUCCAAGUGACUGCUGUCGGUUGAAAAGAACAACCUCUGGCGAUUAUGAAAAAUCAACACAAAGCAAGGCCACUUUGUGCUGAAUAGCAAAGGUUUUUUUUAUGCUCGUUUAGCUUCUGUAGAUAUAUCAUCGGUGUUCCUGCAGAAGUGAUGCAGCCCCCCCCCCCAUUAGGCUCGGGUCAGCACAAUGUGAAACGCGCUAUCAACUCGGCAGCCUUCAGGCUCUGCCAGUUCCGAUUUCAUGCGGGCUGCACAGCUUCGAGGAUGAGCCCUUAUCCUUAACAGCUCUAGACACAAUUGCGGCAUUAGGGGCAUGACGAGUCUUAUCGACAGUCUAAAAUCCACGAACAAAAAAAAUCACUACACCCGAGCUGUGGUUUGCUAAAAAAAAUGUAAAAUGGUCACACGAGGCUGCUGUAUCAACUGGGGGUAAUCAUUUCUUUGUAGAUGUUAAAUUGCAACGUUGUCAGUUUGGCUGCAAGAAUUCUGUGGUGUGCCUCGUUAUUUAAGUUGUAUAAUAAAAACAUUUGACCGAGA
Molecule: messenger RNA, 1975 nt
Organism: Lethenteron reissneri (Far Eastern brook lamprey)
Lineage: Eukaryota; Metazoa; Chordata; Hyperoartia; Petromyzontiformes; Petromyzontidae
Gene: MED10
Product: mediator complex subunit 10
Biological process (GO): regulation of transcription by RNA polymerase II
Cellular component (GO): mediator complex
Molecular function (GO): transcription coregulator activity
Source: RefSeq, a predicted model, not a curated record